Messenger RNA from Setaria italica (foxtail millet), 2813 nucleotides. Its product is annotated as auxin response factor 14. Gene Ontology annotation, cellular component: nucleus. The transcript is spliced from 10 exons. Gene Ontology annotation, molecular function: DNA binding. The coding region runs from base 583 to 2616 and encodes 677 amino acids. The record is from RefSeq and is a predicted model, not a curated record. Gene Ontology annotation, biological process: response to hormone; regulation of DNA-templated transcription. Lineage: Eukaryota; Viridiplantae; Streptophyta; Magnoliopsida; Poales; Poaceae.
GCCCGGCCCCGCCCUGUGCGGGAACAGUCCCGGCCCGGCUCGCCACGGCAACAACGGACGCGCGGCGCCCGAGGAGAGGAACCCCACCAAAACCACCACCCGAAAGCCAGCGCCCGCCCGCCCGGCGCCCCGGCCGGGUGCCCCUGCCCCUGCCCGGCUGCCCCCACCGCGGCAACGCCCGGCCCGUCGCCAUCCGCCACGCUCCCACCAUAAAGUCGCCACGGCCAGUGCCCGUGCAGCCGCAGCGAGAGCGUGGCGGCCGGGACGGGAACGAGCAGGAACCGCGGCCCGCACGCAUCGAAGACGCCGCUGCUGCUGCGGUGGUGGGCUCUGGCGCUGGCGCAGGGGCGUGGGGGACGGGACUGUCGCUGGCUGGCGCAGCCCCGCCCCGCGAGCGGCGCCUGCGGGGGGACAAGCGCAUUAAUGCCACUGCCGCCUCCGCCGAUUUAACUGCCCGCUCCCUUUUCCGCCCUCACCUAUCCGGCGCCCGCCCGCCCGCCUCGAAGGUUGCUGCCUGCCAUCAACGUGCCGCGCGCGCGGAUAAGGCCGACGACGCCGACCGAGCCGAGAGAGAGGAGGCAGAUGGGGAUCGAUCUCAACGCCGUGGAGGAGGACGAGCUGGCGGGGCCGGCGGUGUGCGGGGAGCUGUGGCACGCGUGCGCGGGGGCGGGGGUGGCGCUGCCGCGGCGGGGCGGCGCCGUCGUGUACCUGCCGCAGGCGCACCUCGCGGCGGCGGGCGACGGCGGGGAGGUGCCGGCCAGUGCCGCGGCGCGCGUCCCGCCGCACGUCGCGUGCCGCGUCGUCGACGUCGAGCUAUGCGCGGAUGCGGCGACGGACGAGGUGUACGCGCGGCUCGCUCUGGUGGCAGAGGGCAAAAUGUUUGGCCGAAACAACCAUGAUCGUGAAACUGAAGUGAAUUGUGAGAUGGAGGAUGGUGAUGGAGGAAAGAAGCUACGAACGUCACACAUGUUCUGCAAGACACUCACAGCUUCUGAUACAAGCACACAUGGAGGAUUCUCUGUUCCUCGGCGUGCUGCUGAGGACUGCUUUCCACCAUUGGACUACGAGCAGCUUAGGCCUUCCCAAGAGCUCAUUGCCAAGGACUUACAUGGCAUGAAAUGGAGGUUCCGGCAUAUCUAUAGAGGUCAACCACGUAGGCAUCUUCUGACAACUGGAUGGAGUUCAUUUAUCAAUAAGAAGAAAUUAGUCUCAGGGGAUGCGGUCUUGUUUCUUAGAGGUAAUGAUGGCGAACUAAGAUUGGGUGUAAGGAGAGCAGUUCCAUUGAAAAAUGAGCUUCUUCUUGAAGCUGUCAACAGUACCGAUUCAAAGCUACGUACACUGUCUGCCGUGGCCAGUUCCUUGGAGAACAGAAGUAUAUUUCACAUAUGUUUCAAUCCAAGGACUGGUGCGUCAGAAUUCAUUGUGUCAUAUGGAAAAUUCUUGAAGGGCUUGAACUAUCCCUUUUCGACUGGGAUGAGGUUUAAAGUUGGUUUUGAGAACGAAGAUGCUAACCAGAGGUCUCAUGGAUUGAUCUCAGGUAUUAGUGAAGUUGAUCCCAUACGCUGGCCUGGAUCAAAAUGGAGAUGUCUCCUGGUUAAAUGGGAUGAUGAUACUAAGUGCAACCACAGGAACAGAGUAUCUCCAUGGGAUAUCGAGGGCAUUAGCAGCUCAAUUUCAAUGACUAAUUGUCUUUCAUCUGUUUCGAAGCGAACAAAAUUGUGCUUCCCUCAAGGUGAUUUGGAUGCACCAAUUCUAGAUGGAAAUGGUCGUCCGGACUCCAUGGAAACUGAAUGUUUCCACCGGGUCUUGCAAGGUCAAGAAUUGGUGCGCACCCGGACUCAUGGUGUUGCAUGGUCUCAUUCAUCAGAUACCCCCAAAUGCCAAGGCUCUUGUGAAAGGAGAUUCUCUGCUGAUGUGUGGAACUGCAAGAUGAAUGAUGCAAUGAGUGGGUUCCGGCACCGAAAUGCCAAUGGGUUUGCUUACCAGCCCCUAGGCUUCAGUGAAUCUGUCAGAUUCUCAGAGGUCUUGCAAGGUCAAGAAAUGUCUCAGGCGGUUCCUUCCUUCCUUGGAGCUGCUUUAGAUGCUCGCGUACAGAAUGGCAGAAUUGGCUCGUUCGAUUACGUGCAUAGAUCAACUGUUAGUCAAGGCUAUCCUCUCCAGCAAUUUAAUCUGCCAGCAACAGAAGUGCAUUCACCCUCUUCUGUUCUUAUGGUUAAUCAAACCACGGCACUACAACCUGAGUUAGAAGGUAUGACCAACCGUGAAGAAGCAAAUGGCAGCCGAUACGCGCCCAUUGCAGUGCGGAGAGAAGCUGAAAGGUGGCCAUCUACACAGCAGCCAAGGGCAAGUGGAAAUGGAAGCGAGGUUUUCAACACAACUGAAGCCUCAGCUCCAGCAACUGCUGCUAAGCCCGUCGACAGGGGAGUCGGGAGAAGCAGCUGCAGGCUUUUCGGAUUCUCCUUGACGGACAAGAUCCUGGGAGCAGAGGAGGAUGGUGUGAAGGAAGGGAACUACGAAGCGGAUCAUCAGACCCCACGGGCGCUGGACUUGUUUGGGCACAGCCAAUCUGCACCCAGUGCUCUGCAUGCUCUCUGCGCAGCUCCCUUGGGAAUCUGAUGCUGCUUCAGUGUUAGCGGUUGGAUUCAUGUAAUCCUUGAGCCAUUUCCGUUGCCUGUGAAAGUUUGGACCAUGUGGUUCGUCGAAUGAAAACCACAUCAAACAUCAUGUCCAACGUAGGCUACUGUAUGCUGAUGCAUCGUCUCUUAAAAUUAGUGACUGCUAUUUCCUGCAAAAGCAAGGGUAUUUGUUCCCUA